GAGAAGGGAGGGGAGAGGAAAGAAGAGGGAAUGGACCAGCUGCACUGUGUCAGUGCUGAACUGAGAGGCUGCAGGCAGCAUGAGCAUAAGCAUGAGUGAUACCCUCUUCAAGAGAUAGCAGCAUAGGUGCAGUCGCUAAGCAUGAUGAGCACCCAGGUGUGGUUCCUCUUGUUCAUUGUGAAUUUACUCUCACUACAGCUCUCACUCUGCCAAGAGCUCCAGAGUGAAGCUGACUCCAGCAAUGUUCUCCCUGGCAACCAUACACUCAAUCUGUCCCGCAAACUCCUCCAGUUUAUCCAGUCAGAUCUCAAGAACAUGACCCACCUGAAAGUUCUGGAUGCAGUUCUAAAAAAGCAUGUGGGGCCACUCUCUACAGUCCAGAAACUUGACCUUUCUGGAAAUGGCCUUUAUACAGACAUGAUUGGGUACCUUCUGAGAGAUGCUCCUGCUCUUACCAACCUCUCUUUAAAUGAAAAUAGCAUAACAAAAAUAGGCAAUGGUACAUUCAGUGGUUCCCCAUCACUAAGAAACAUUGAUUUACAUAACAAUGUCAUUCUAGAGAUUGAGGAGGGCACAUUUGAUUCUCUGCUAAAUCUCACCGAGCUGGAUUUAUCAGUGAAUUCAAUCUCAUGCAUUACUGACUUUAAUCUGUUCCAGCUGAGAUCAUUAAACCUAAGCAAAAACAGCAUGACCUCCUUCCAGAGCAUUGACUCAAACCAAGAGUUUGAGUUGCUCUACCUGGACCUGAGGGAGAAUAAGAUGCACUACUUUCCUGUUCUGCCAAAGAGGAACAAGAUCAUCUAUUUAGACCUUUCGCGGAACCAGCUGCAUAGUCUGAACAGCACAGGCCCAGAUGAUGAGCUUCAGUAUCUGAGAGACAUAGAAGGACUGAACUUUUCUCCACUCCGCAGCAGCAAAACCCACCAGCUGCUUCCCAGACUUCUGUACUUAGACCUGAGCUAUAACCAGCUCAAGGCUGUGCCUCCUGAUUUCUUCUCCAGCUUGUGGGCUCUGGAUACCCUGAACAUCAGCAAUAACUGUCUGGAUAACUUCGUGGUGGACACUGAGGGUCCUCUGAAUGUACUGAAGACCCUCGACCUGAGCUUCAACAACCUGCAGAACCUGACGUUUAAGGAAAAUACGCUGUGGGCACUGGAGACACUCUACCUUCAGGGCAACAUUCUCAGUAUGCUGGACUCUGGACUCUUUCGUCUACCCAGCAUCACCAACCUGCAUCUUCAAUUGAAUGAGCUGAGCAUCUGUGGUCCACAGCAAAACCAAACCAGCAGCUGUGUCUCUCUCUUCUCUAUCCCUACCCUGCGAUACCUUUACCUAUCGGAGAACAAAAUGACUUCCUUGCCUGCACAUGCCUUCCAGGGAAGCCCACUACUCAUCCUGGACUUAUCUCUGAACCCUAACAUGAAAAUCAGUGAACAGGCCCUCUCAGGCUUAGAGAGGUCCCUCACCCACCUCUACUUGAGAGGAAACCAUCUUGAAAAGCUUAACAUCAACCUCACAGCCCUACGUAGCUUGAAGGUUCUGGAUUUGUACAAUAACCAGUUAGAUGGCCUGUUUCUAGGUAGCAGAAACUCUGCCAUUGAGAAUCUGAAUCUGCAGAACAACAAAGUCAAGAUCCUAGAUGCUUCCACAGUAUUGGCACUAGAGAAGACACUCAGAACUCUCUAUCUUGGAUCAAAUCCACUCAUUUGCUGUGAAAACAUACAUCUGAUCAGCUUGAUACAGCAGGCCCAUAUGGACACUGACAAUGCCACGUGCCAAAACACAAGGGAUGCUGGGUGUGGGGAAGUCAACCUCAGAGAUGUGAAAUCUGAACACUGUGAAACUCUGAACAGCAAAGUGCUUGUAAUUGCCAUGAUCGCUGUACUAGUUUUGGGGCUGAUGAUUGUUUUGCUGGUGGUGCUAAAGUUGUGCCACUCAAGAAGUCACAGAUUCAGCAACAGUUAUAAGGCUUAAAAUAUUCUAGAAGGGAAACCAAGAAAAUUAUGUUAAUGUUAUCAGAUGUCAGGUAUUGACCUACUAGACAAAACCUUUCAUCUGCAUGACUUAUACAGUUCACCUCCAUCAGGUAGAAUAGCCCAAUUAUAAUAAAGCCUGGGAAGCAAGAUAGAUGCUGAGUAACCUUACAUGGAAGCAGAGACUGAUGAAAAUGUGACUGGUAUCACAUGAGUUCAGCAGAGGUACUGAAAAUAUGUUAUAUGUGUGAUGGGGAAAUGGCUAAAAUGGUUGUACCAGGUGGAAACACUAGGCACUAUGUUAAAGCUGUAAACAGAAAUGUGCAAUGUUACAGCAAAACAGAAUAGUAAAGCUGACUAGACACACUGCCUGAAAAAGAAGGUUUCUAUAUACGAGGAGCAUGAGGAUCAGCACGAAUUAAGUAAGAAACCAUCACUCUUACUCAAUGUAACAAUGACAGACAGUGGAGAUAUGAAGGACCAUCAUUAAUGAGUGUGACUUGGUUUUGCAUACCUACUGAAGAUGUCCUUAUUUUAAUGUCAGUACUCUCAUUUUGGAUGGUCACUACAUUUCCCCAGAGUUGUCUAACAACUAUUCUUUUGCACUUUAAACACUGUGAUAUGAAUAUGAAAGAUGUGUGAAAUGCAAUGUGGACAUAUUGUACUUAAGCAUAACCGAACCCCUUUAAACACUAUAAAGGAUGCAUCUACUACAGUUCUACAUAGAGGUAUAGAAUAAAGCUGAAUUUAAAACUUAAUAAUAUCCACACCACUCACGAUUUAAUUGAUUGGAGUUAUUUUAAGUUAAGUAGCUAAACCCUGUCUUCAACUUUUAGGCUAGUGGCAUUGAUGACUUUAAUGAACUUUAAAUUUUAUAUAGCCUUAGGCUGACUUCCUAAUAAGCAAAUCCAGCUUUGUAAAAUGCCCCUCUGUUAUGACAUGAAGGGCAGUGGUAUGGGAGUCAUGGGACCAGACAGAGACCAUGUGAAGUGUGGGUGUGUGAGAUAUGAUUUAACCGAGCCACAGCAGAGGAAGUGUUGCUGUCCGGACACCUGCAGUAAAACUGCAGCAUGUUUUCACAGCUUUAGGGCUGCUACAGUUACCUUUCCUGUUAUUGAUUUGGUCUUCACAACUCUAAAUCUGAAUAAGGUGUUUUUGUUACUUAGCCAAAAUGUAGCUGUUGGCUGAUGGAAUAUAGUCAAUUUAUUUACAUUUUCAAAAAUCAAAAGGUUGUAUAAUAUUCCUUCAAGGUAUCUGAGUAUCAGAUUUAAGGUAGCGUCAGUAUUCAUUCAGCUUAUUUUAUUAAUAGAUUUCAGGGUGGAAGCUGUUUAAACUUUUUGUCUAUACCAGGACCUGGAAUGACUGAAAUAGACAGGAGGAAAUCCCUGUGUGUUUGAAUGUGUCAUCUCUUUGUGUAUAAAUAGAACUUCAUUUCAUAGCUUGUUGACGCUGUAAUGAUACGAUAUUUCCUCUUAUGUAUUUCAUGGUCACUGCCACUUCUUGUUUAACGUCCUACGCAAUCUGCACCAGCCGAAACUAGUAGUCAUCACAUACACACACCUACACAAUGCUCUGUUCAGACUGAGUCUCCUGCUUCAUUCCACUAAAUAUUUAUGCUUUAUGAAGGAAUUCUAAAAAAAAAAUGUAUGAAGAAUGUAAAUGAGCAGAUGUAUAUUUAUGAAUAUCCAUAUUUUGUUAAAUAAAUGAUCUGCGUGUA
Molecule: messenger RNA, 3690 nt
Organism: Pangasianodon hypophthalmus (striped catfish)
Lineage: Eukaryota; Metazoa; Chordata; Actinopteri; Siluriformes; Pangasiidae
Gene: lrrc32
Product: leucine rich repeat containing 32
Exons: 3
Coding region: 142-1974 (610 amino acids)
Molecular function (GO): protein binding
Source: RefSeq, a predicted model, not a curated record